Echinostoma caproni is the source of this 417-nucleotide messenger RNA. Lineage: Eukaryota; Metazoa; Platyhelminthes; Trematoda; Plagiorchiida; Echinostomatidae. The record is from the annotation of a GenBank genome assembly.
AUGAAACCGACUUUGCGCAGCCCAAUGAUCAAGUAAUUAGAAGAAUCUCUUAGUCCCGGUGAUCGUAAUACGAAGAACGUAAAGAAAGCCCUGAAAGUGUUGAGUGAUUUGCUACAAGUAUCCGAAGGCGAAGUGAUUCGCCAGGAUAAAAUAUCGGAUGCUCAAGUAGCUUUCGCCAAAAUGGAUGGACGUGAAUUGAAUUUUCGGCACAUUCCACCACUACUUCGUGAAGGACCGUGUAAAAAAAUCCCCAGACGUUCGAGUCACAAACGGAAUCUAGAUCGUCACUUGUUUCUGUUCAGCGGUUACUUGGUGAUUACAGAGGGUGCCAACGCGAUGGGCCGAUACCAGGUCAAAUCGGAGCUCUUAUUGGCCGGAAUGAGCGUGAGUGGUAACCCUGCAUAUCUGGCCAUUUGA